Molecule: messenger RNA, 1491 nt
Organism: Anopheles nili
Lineage: Eukaryota; Metazoa; Arthropoda; Insecta; Diptera; Culicidae
Product: endoplasmic reticulum lectin 1
Exons: 5
Coding region: 1-1491 (496 amino acids)
Biological process (GO): endoplasmic reticulum unfolded protein response; retrograde protein transport, ER to cytosol
Cellular component (GO): endoplasmic reticulum lumen
Source: RefSeq, a predicted model, not a curated record
AUGCUGUUUUUGCAUUUUCUUGCAUUCAUUUUUAUCCUACAAGAAAUCGGAACCCAUGAUUUGAAGGGCUUCGACGAUUCGGUGUUGUUUAAUCUCGUGUGGCACGGAAAGAAUGAUCUGAUACCAGGUCCACCGAAUUCGGAGAGAAUAUUCGUAACAUCCGCAAACAAAGAAAAAUAUAUGUGUGUUAUCCCAUCUAUAACAGCCAAGGAGACAACCGGAGAAGUGGAAUAUAAUGGUCCCAGCCCGCUGGAACUACUAGAGCCGUUGUUUACAUCGACCGCUUGCUCUUAUCGUAUAGAAAGCUAUUGGUCUUACGAAGUGUGCCAUGGUAAUUACAUCAAACAGUAUCACGAAGAACGGCAUGAAAAAACGAGCAAACUGCAGGAGUACUUCUUGGGCCGAUGGGAUAAGCAAAAGACGGAGGCACUGAAGACGAAAUAUGCACUAGCCGAUGCCGAUAAGGAACAGUUGAAGUACAAAAAAAUUGAAGGUUUCAAUUUGCCGUACCUCGAACUUGAAAUGGACUCUGGGACGAUCUGUGAUUUAAACGGAGAGCCUCGCCUAACAAAGGUUCUCUACGUAUGCUAUAGAUUUGGCAAAAACGAGGUUUAUUCGUUAAAGGAAACGUCCACGUGUAACUAUGAAGUGAUCAUUCUAACUGCGGCACUGUGCACGCAUCCGAAGUACAAACCGCAAGACACGGAAGAAAAUAAAAUUAACUGCAGCCCGGUCGGUGAAUCCCCUCGUAAACCGAAAGCUUUGCUCCAACUAGAGGUGGACAAGUUGCGACAAAAAUAUCAGCAGCUUUCGGUCACUAUUAGCGAUGUAUUAGGAUUUGAAAUGGCUGAAAUGAGCGAGGAUGGCUCCAUUCGCGGUGAUCCUAUCCGAAAGGAUACAUCGUUUCCUUUCGAUUGGAAAGCAAUGGAGAUCGAUGCUGGAGAAAACGAGGGUGAAACACCAGUGUCUUCCAUGACUAAGCGACCGAAGAAAUCAAAAGAGAAAAUCUCGUUGCUGGAAUUUUUAGAUGGAGCAUUCUGCUUACCGGGGGGCUCCGGCUGGUGGAAAUUUGAACUUUGCUUCGGCAAGCAUGUGCGACAAUACCAUAAAGAUACGUCGAUCUAUCUGGGAUAUUUCAACGUUGAAAAGCAUCGUGAAUGGUUGGUGAAAAAUCCUUCAGCACGGUAUAAGCGUAAACUAGAAAACCAAAUUAGCCACUUCUACAGUGGUGGAGACAUUUGCGAUAAAACUAAUCAACCCCGUCAAGUGGAAGUGAAAAUGAAAUGUACUGAGCGCUCGGGAAGCCCUGAUUUAAUCGCGCUUUACCUUUUAGAACCGAGACCCUGCGAGUAUGUGCUAAAUGUUGAAUCUUCUCAAAUUUGUGAUAUUCUACCGUUGGCAACGGACGAUAUGCUGCUACCAGAAAACCUCCAGCAGCUUGAAGAAGAAACACAACAUGUUUUGGACAGUACAAGUGAUGUAAAUAAUUAA